CUUCCGACAUGUUUGUACAUGCAUACAUACAUAUUACAAUACACUAUAAAAAUCUAAGAGUAUAGCGAGGGCUCAAAUCUACUGAUAUUGUUUAAAUAAUUAUAUGUAAAAAAAUGUGUAGCGCUUAUCAGGUCGCCAAUUCAACAAAGGUUAAUUUAUACACAAUAUUGUGUGGAUGUGGAAUUAAAUUUGCAAUUUUAUAUUGAGAAUUAGCAUUGAACUUUGAUUUUGACGAAUAAUUGUAAUUUGCAAUAUAUUGUCAAUAACAAAAAAUUACUUAAAGGGUCGACUUUGAUUGUUCCUAAGAUGGAAGCGUUACAUCCUACAGCGAAAUUAAUGCAAGGACUGCAGUUUGCUGCUAGCAAACAUCGUACACAACUGCGGAAAGAUAAUGAGACACCCUACAUAAAUCACCCUAUAAAUGUGGCAACCAUUCUCGCUGUGGAAGGUGGUAUCUCCGAUGAAAAUGUACUUAUUGCUGCUCUAUUGCAUGACACUGUUGAGGAUACCGAUACCACAUUUGAAGAAAUCGCGCAACAUUUUGGCGAGGAAAUUUGUGCAAUUGUGCGUGAGGUCACGGACGACAAGACAUUGAGGAAACAAGAACGCAAACGCUUGCAAAUCGAACAUGCGGCAAGUUCAAGUGAGAAUGCGAAAUUAGUGAAAUUGGCGGAUAAGUUGGACAAUCUACGAGAUUUAAACAGGAAAGCGCCAAUCGGUUGGACACCUGAGCGUCAAGAACAAUACUAUGUUUGGGCUAAGAAAGUGGUGGAUAAUAUGCGUGGCACAAACGUAGAGUUGGAGCGCGAAUUAGAUGAAAUUUUUAAAACUAAAAAACUACUUUAAAAUAUAUUUUCCAAAUAGAUAUCGGUUUAAUUUAUUAAUUCUUAGCUAUUAAAUUAAUGAACUUUUGUGAGAAAUGAAA
This is a messenger RNA of Bactrocera latifrons, 925 nucleotides long. RefSeq names its product guanosine-3',5'-bis(diphosphate) 3'-pyrophosphohydrolase MESH1 (gene Mesh1). The coding region runs from base 307 to 846 and encodes 179 amino acids. NCBI's taxonomy places the organism in Eukaryota, Metazoa, Arthropoda, Insecta, Diptera, Tephritidae. The record is from RefSeq and is a predicted model, not a curated record. The transcript is spliced from 2 exons. Gene Ontology annotation, molecular function: guanosine-3',5'-bis(diphosphate) 3'-diphosphatase activity.